This is a messenger RNA of Orbilia oligospora ATCC 24927, 906 nucleotides long. RefSeq lists its product as uncharacterized. The record is from RefSeq and is a predicted model, not a curated record. Gene Ontology annotation, biological process: proteolysis. The transcript has 3 exons. The coding region runs from base 1 to 906 and encodes 301 amino acids. Lineage: Eukaryota; Fungi; Ascomycota; Orbiliomycetes; Orbiliales; Orbiliaceae.
AUGCCGCCACCACCGAAUAUCAUUCCUGAGGCAGAUGCCGCCGCCGCCGCCGGGCAGGCAGGGGAAGUUACCGUCUCUAAGGCACCAAGCUCGCCGACGAGUUUGAAGCAUCAUCAUCACCCGCAUAGGGUUUUUAAGGUUUAUGUUACUGGGUUUGGGAACUUCGAAGGAAUCCCAGUAAACGCCUCCUACCUCGUCGCCUCCUCUCUCCCCUCGGUACUCCCGGAGAAAUACAUCAACCAUGCCCCCGACUCUGUCAAAUCCCAAAACCUCCAGGUCUCCAUCAUCCCACACUUCGAAGCCGUCCCCGUCUCCUACGAAAAAGUUACAAAGUUGAUCCCAACUUUAUACGAAGACCUACCCGGGGUGGAUUUAUUCGUGCAUAUCGGUGUUAUGCCGUUUAAUUAUUAUAGGAUCGAGGAGAGGGCUAGGAAGGGAUCUUAUGGACCGCCGGAGGGGAAUCCGAAUGGGAGGGCGGAUGUGGAUGGGAAGUAUCCAGAGAAUAAUGAGGCUGGGAGAGCGGCGAAGGGGAAGGUACCUAAGGAUGUGACGGAGAUUUUGUCGGGGUUGGAUGUUGAGGGGAUAUGUAAGGAUUUGGAGAAGGCGAAGAAGGGGAGUACGGAUAACUUUGAGGUCCCAAGAGUAUCCACUGAUGCCGGGCUAUACCUUUGCGAAUUUAUUUACUAUAAUUCGCUAGCGGAGUCGAUUUAUGAUGAUGAAGCUAAAUAUGAAUCCGAGUAUCCGGAACCAAGACCGGUUACGGAUCCUACCGCGGAGACGCCGUUGAGCUCGAGGGCGGUGUUUAUUCACGUACCGAGUAUUAUGACGGACGAGUUUCUAGAAAAGAGUAAGGAGACGGUUAAGAGGAUUAUUGGGGCUAUUGCGGUGCAGAGGCUUUCCCCGUAG